Messenger RNA from Cylindrotheca closterium, 2392 nucleotides. The record is from the annotation of a GenBank genome assembly. Lineage: Eukaryota; Bacillariophyta; Bacillariophyceae; Bacillariales; Bacillariaceae.
AUGGACAAGCAAGAGCAGAUCUUGGUCAUGAAGCUACUGCAAGAUCAAGACGCAAUUAAAAAGGGUCUUUAUGCUUUUGUGAAGCUGCAUACCUUCUGUCGCAUUAAGUUCCCUACUACUGAAGAGAAGGGAGUGCGGGAAUGCACCAAGGCAGUCCAGAAAAGUUAUGUCCUGUUACCAGAGGGUGUGGAUACAGAUGUGUUUGCCAGCAAGUGGCAAUCAAGUUUGAGAGAGAGACUGAGAAUGCUGAGAAACAACUGUCAAAACAGUGCCAAAAAGAAAUUUAUCAGUGACUGGAAGGAGGGGGUUGUGCCCCAAAACUCGGAAGCUAGCCUUGUGACCAACUACCAAGACUAUGUAGAUGAUGACGGAAAGGCGAGGGACAAUAGAAAGGACAACUAUGAUUCCUUCCUCUACUUCAUUGAUCGCAUCUUGCCAUCUGUCAAUGCAGAUGUCACUAAGUAUUAUGGUGAUGCAAGAUGUCAAUUUGGUUUGAGCAAUGCUUUCACUGUCACGGAUGAAGCAUUUGGACUUCUGAUGGUGGAGAACUAUGUGGAACAGUGGAAGGCACUGGCCAAAGAAUGGCCCAGCAGUGACACCACUGAAGAUCAAGGACUGAAAUGCAAACGCAUGUGUUCACUGGGUGGCAGGUACACUGGCAGUGAAAAGGGGAUGGUUGCAGGUGGAUGGGAUAAUGGUGGCAUCAAUCGUUUCAAUGAGUUAGCACAGAUGGACCUGACUUUCUUUUCCGAUGCAGGCAAAUGGAAAUUCCAUGGGAAAAAAGCUGUCGCUCCCGACUUUGAACUCCAAAUUCAAGGUCUUUCAGGUGCUACUGAAUCCUUGCGUUGCCUUGAACCAGAUGACUCGGAACGCACUUUGGGAGUUAUGCUUGCUCCCUUGGAAAACCUUGAGGCCCACAAGGCUCAGAUGGUUGUUUCAACGGCUGCUAAGAAGGCAGGCGGAUCAAAAUCUAAGUCGGGUUCUACCUCCAAAAAGAGCGGAAAGAAACGAUUGGAAAAUGCAUCCUCUGUUGAUUUACGUCAACCUAAAGACAGAGAUCCCAAGAUCUCCAACGAUUCCGGAACUAAAGAAGUGAUCGACACAGUGCGCCCACUGAUUGACUUUGGGCUCUCCACUCAAGAUUUAGUCGCUAUCGGCUAUGACAAGAACUCUACUCAGAUCGAGUUUGGAAAUCACGUUUUUACGAAAUGGAUCGACGACCACAACGCCCGCUGGUCUCAAGCCCUUCCCAGGUUCGAUAGCCCUUUCCAGGACUUCUAUGCUAAGUUCUCGGUCGAAGUUCGAGUCAAUAUGAUUUUCGACGAAUACGAUAACGACUGGCAACGCGUUUUGGGCUUUUUGAUUUCGAUUUUUGAGGAUGACGACAAGAACACGGAAUAUAUCUGGGGAGUGAGAGCGAUCGCUCUACAGGUCGCUCAACAAAUUCCUUUCUCCUUCUUUGAUAUCGGUCUUCUGGGUGAUUCGACAAUUCAACAAGAUGAUUUGUACUUCUGUCGUGACGAUUCUAAUCCUCGCUUACGACAAGAGACACCUUUGGUACAAUUUUGGUUGAUCUGUGCUACAAUGUUCGAUCAUCCUUGGACUAUGAUGUUUGACGAAUUUCUUGAGGUGACUCCUGUACAAUGCAUACAGGAAAUGAAGACUAAAGUCAUCGCGGGCUUUCCGAACGACGCGGUUGACAAAGUUGAAAUCCACAAGGGUGUCAGAAAGAUUUUCGAUCCGGAGUAUGAAGAUUCCGAGGAAGAAGAUGAUUCCAUCGGUGACAAAGAUAAUGGCUUGGUUAACAGGUACGCUCAACCUGACGGGUGGGAUUCAGACGAGACCGGCGAUGACAGCGAAUUUGACAAUAAGACUGACGACGAUGCUGAUGAUGAUGAUGAGGAUGAGGCAUCCGAGGAAUCCGUCAUUAUAGUUGAAAGCACUCGGCCGACAGACAAUGAAUACGGUGGUAGUCGAUCCGGCAGAGGUCACCUCGCUGAGACUCGCACCGUCACUGAUGAAACAGUCUCCGAAUUGACAGGAAACACAGGUGAUGAAUCUGACCCGGAAUUAGCGUCUCCGCCAAGAAAGAAAGGACGCUCCCAACGGGUAUCAAUUGAUGAGCAAGCUACCGAAAUGGACGUGGAUGGAACGGACCUAAGCAUAUGUUCCCGACCCAGUGGAAAGCGGCUGCAUCCGGCGACAAGGUCCACUAAACCUGCUACACAGGAGACGGCAAAAUCGAGGCCUACAACGAACGCUCCUGGAGCUAAACGGAAAUCCCAACGAACUUUGACGCUGGAAGAGCGCCUGGAUGAUUUGCGCAAUGUCGACCUGGAUGGAAUGGAAGGCAGGGCUAUGUUGGUCGAGUUGGGCAUGGUCUACAGCUACU